CUCUUCCCCUCCUCUUUUUUUCUUUUCUUUUUUCUUUCAUUCUUUCUUUUUAUUUGUAUAUAAAAUGACAGAAAUGGUGUUGAACGAAGGGAUUCCUCGUAAUCCCAAUGAUAUUGCUGCUCUCUUCAAUCAACUUCAAGUUACUGUAGAUCAGGCACAACAAAAAUCACGUCUUUUGGAUAAUACAUCUUCACGUCCGUCUUCCCUUACUUCCAUAUCAAAUAUACAACAAGAACAACAAAAGCGAACUUCUAUAUCUUCUACCACCAGCAAAACUACUGCUACCACUACUACUAUUACCCCAAACUCUUCACUUAUGACUUGCCCAUGUCAUCAUUGGUUAGUUUCUAUGGAUUCUGAACACUGUGCAAUAUGUGAUGCUCCUAAUCAAGUUAUGACUGCCUGGCAAAACGAACGCAUCGAACGAUCCAAGGUAGUCAGGGCACAUCGAAGACAAUUGAUGGAUAUGACAGCAACUCAAGAUCAACAACAAAAUGAUAUGAUGUUAUUACAAAAAACCAUUCUGGAACAUCGUGAAAGUUUGAUGACUCGUGACGACGACAUAUUAUCCUUGCAAUACGAUAUUGAACAACUUCAAACUAAAUAUAACGACGAAAGUGCACAAAUAGAAGCCAUCGAGAUCUCAAAGCAAGCUGCCAAAAGGGAAAUCGAGGAGUUGGGUCAACAUUUAUUUAAAGAAGCUCGUGAUAUGGUGGCUACAGAACAACAAGAAAAAAUGGCAUUACAAUCCUCAUGCGAUGAUCUGAAACAACAAUUGGAACAAACUCAGUUAGAUUUGGAUCAAGUCACUGUUGAUUUACAAGCUCUUCGAAUGGAUAUGGGUAGAUGGGGUGAUCAACAAGACGAACAACGAAUUUUACCGCACAUCAUCACGUCUUCCAAUCAUACUGAAAACGACAUUGUCAAUGAUAACACACAUAUCAACAACGAAAGAACAAGUACAACUACAGCAACAACAACAACAUCUUCUUCCUCGUCAUGUUCUUCUGUCAGUACGCCAACGUCAAGUCAUAUGUUGGACAACUCCUCCACCAUACUUCCUUCAGUAAUACCAACUACCUCGCAAAAAUUCCUGAUUCGAGCCAAAAUGGAUCUUGCAGCUUUACAAGAAGAUCAAUACUUUUUGGAUGAAAAUUUACAACUAGAAACCUUUGAAGAUGAUCAACAACUCACAGAUUUUCGAGAAUUUAUGGACAGCGCUACUUCAACGACCUUUUCAUUACGCAAAUUACAUGGAUUACCGUUUAUCAAGUUGUGUGUGGCUGACGAUAUAGAACCAUGCCUUCGUUUUGGUCCUCAUCCCAAGAUGACAAAUAGCAAGAAAAUUUUGGAAGCCAUUCAAAUCAAAACAUGUUUUGUAGAAAAGUGUCCUCCAGGAUUUGUACGAGAACAAGCAGCCAUAUUACGAAAAGAACGAUUAGCGAAAAAGGCCAAACCAAGUUUAUGGGACAAAUUUUCUGUGACUACAUCAUUAUCGACUCCAUCAUCAUCAUCAUCAUCAUCACCGUUAUCCUCGCCAUUAUCAUCAUCAUCAACAACAACUACAACUUCACCAGCAAGAUCUUCAGAUGAAGCUACUAUGUCACCUACUAUUUUGGACCAACGUCAUUAUAUGUCAUGUAGUACUUGUGGACGUCGUGUUUUGGACAAUGAAGAAGAUCCUUCCAUCAUGGAGAAAGAAUUAGGUUUUCGAUUUAGAAUCUCUUAUUUUGAUGAAUGGGCUUGUAUUGAUCGAUAUUGUGCUGAUCGUUUGAAUUCUGUGAUUGCUUUUUAUACCUUUUUACGACAAUUGCGACUGGGCCAUUACAAAGACCGCUCUUUGAUGGAUGUUUAUCAAGAAUGCUCUCGAUUACGUCUCGUGAUGUUUUUGAGUCGAUUGGGUGCCCUACCUCCUCCUAUUUAAAAAAAUACUACUUUUAUUAGUUAAGUUCAUUAGUGGCUUCCGUAUUCCCCGCUCCAUUUCUGGUGAUGAUUCCUCCUAUUUAUUAUGAUAGUUAUCUUUUUUUUUUUUAUUUUGAAUAAACAUUUGAUGUAGAACAUUUUUACAAAUAUAACAAAGAAAAUCAGGCCAUUUGAAAAAUGAAUAAUAAUAACAAAAAGGGAAUUCACUUUUACAAUAGU
Messenger RNA from Halteromyces radiatus, 2142 nucleotides. RefSeq lists its product as uncharacterized. Gene Ontology annotation, molecular function: guanyl-nucleotide exchange factor activity. Gene Ontology annotation, cellular component: Golgi to plasma membrane transport vesicle; cell tip. Gene Ontology annotation, biological process: exocytosis. NCBI's taxonomy places the organism in Eukaryota, Fungi, Mucoromycota, Mucoromycetes, Mucorales, Cunninghamellaceae. The record is from RefSeq and is a predicted model, not a curated record. The transcript is spliced from 2 exons. Bases 65 to 1924 code for a protein of 619 amino acids.